AUGCUUCUUCUUCUUCUUGUUCUAGGUUACUGGGCUAAAUGUGUACCAGAAAAUUGUUUCGAUGUAACAAAUAAAUUAACUUAUUUUUAUGUUGAUGAAAAUGGUGAACUAUUUCUUAAUACACCUACUGGAGAAAUUUCACUUCUUACCGGAAUUUUUGUUCAAGAACCCCUUUGGGCUUUAUUAGAUAUUUAUGGUAAUUGUAUAAGUAUUGAACUUGUUGACGAUUAUCUAAAACGUACCGGUUCACUUAAUGAUCAACUUCGUAAUAUAAAUCCAACAGUUACAACAUCAUUUUUUAAAGACAUUUGUAAUGAUCUUAGUCCAUUGACAUUUUUACCUGUACAUAGUUCAUCAAUAUCAUUUUUUUCAUCAUCAUCAAAUGCAUUACCUAAUCAAUCGAUAGUUUUAUAUGACAAUACAAAAACUUGUGAUGGUCUAGUAUUUUUUUCUGAACCAUUAACAAUUAAUUCAGGUUUAUUAAUUCAAAUAUUAAGUAUAAUACCGUCAAAUGAAUCUCGCAUACGAACUACAACAACAACAACAGCAGUAACUUCAAAUUUAUUAGUAUCACAUAUACAAUUCGGUUUAACAAAUUGUAAUACACAAAAUUUAUUACGUACAAAUGAUUUACCACUUGAUAUUGAAAAAAUAAAUGAUCGUUCAGAAUUUUGGAUUUUACAAGAUUUUAAAUUAGGUAAUAAAACAACAAUUGAUCGUAAUGAUGAAUUUUUAUUUACAUUUAAUCAAGAUGGUAUUAUUGAAUAUUCACAUAAUAAUUCUAAAUUAAAAGAUUUUAUUCAUGUUGAUUCAAAUCUUAUUUAUUAUCCAUUUCUUGUAUUUAAAGGUGAUAUUGUAGCUAUACGUUCUAUAGGUUAUAUAAAAAAUCUUGAUAGAUAUCGUUCGUUACAACAAGUAAAUAAUAAUAAUGAUACAACGAAAUCAAAUCAAGAAUUAACUUCAACAAAUAAUAAUGAUAAUAAUAAUAUUAAAAAUGAAUGUGAUUUUAAAUUAAGUCAGGAUUGUACUGUAUGUUUUGAUCAUUCGCGAGAUACAGUACUUAUUCCUUGUGGACAUAUUUGUUUAUGUUAUUCAUGUGCCAAAGAAUUAAUUGAACACGGAACGAAACAAUGUAAGUAUUAG
Rotaria sp. Silwood2 is the source of this 1143-nucleotide messenger RNA. NCBI's taxonomy places the organism in Eukaryota, Metazoa, Rotifera, Eurotatoria, Philodinida, Philodinidae. The record is from the annotation of a GenBank genome assembly.